AUGUCAGCUGGAAAGAUCUCUGAAGGUCUCUCUCGGCACAAGGCUGUGCCUUGGUCUUUGGAAGACUGCGCAGAAGGUCCCGUGCUGAAAUGCUUGAAGUGUCAGCAGCUGGAGGCAGCUGGUUUGGCGUUGUCUGAUGCCUUGGCGCUGUUCCUCCUUCCCGGAGAGAAGGAGCUGACCGCGGAGCAGUGGCUGGAUGUGGCGUCGACUUUGCCCCUGGGAACCUCGCGAGCUGAGAUGCAGCAGCUCUUCCUGAAGGUGGAUGCAGACAGCUCCGGCAAGGUUGCGCUGACCACGCUGGAGCAAGGCAUCGCGCGGGCAAACUCCGAAGACUGUUGCAAGCCUCCUACCUGGAUCUCUGCUGCUAUCACCCAGAGGGGCUUGUGCAACCGCAUCAGCUCAGAACUACAACGACGCUGCACCGGCGGUUCCCGGCUGGCACCGGAGGGAGCCUUCAGGCGUGUGAUCAUGGAGACGGAGAGGUAUCUUACGUCAGACCAGUUGACGUCCUUGAUUCUCUUGGCGGACAAGAACUCCGGAGGCCUCGUCGACUACGAGGAGUUCACGGAGCGCUUUGGCGGCUCCGGGGGUUCUUUGGGGGUUCCCGGAGGGGCGCUUCCGCCCCCCGCGGUGGAGGCGGCAGAUGCCUCGGCCGACGAGAUCCAGGUGGUUUGUGCCAGGACCGCCGCGGUGAUGGAGAGCCACGGCUUUCAGUGCGACCGCCUGCCGGCUCUGCUGGCUUUGUGGGGAAGCUUGGAACUCCCGAGCCUGGCGGCGGUGAUCGCUUCCCUCCCCCUAGGCCUCUCCAGACGGGAGGCCGUGGCUUUGCUGAGCCAUGGCAGCGUGGAGGCCCUGGUCGCCAACAUGGUGCAAGUGCAGAGCCAGGGGAUCUGGAAGAGCCACGUGGAGUGGGCGCAGGGCCAGAUCCCGGGCCAUGCGCUCCGACAGGUCCUGCACCAUCAGGUAAUUGAGGCGGAGUCAAGAACCCUGGAGCCAAGUGAUUUCAUGGAGGCCCUGGCAAACGCAGGUGUGCCUCCUGGCAACAUUCAGAUGGCAAUGUGGCUCGCGCAGAAGACGAGUCAAGGUGAUGUGCAGGUGGCUUCCUUCCUUGAGUCCUUCAGUGGCAGUCCGCAGGCCUCUGCGAAGAAGAAACGAGGACUCCUCUGGCGAAUGAUGGGACGAUGA
Messenger RNA from Symbiodinium sp. CCMP2592, 1185 nucleotides. The record is from the annotation of a GenBank genome assembly. Lineage: Eukaryota; Dinophyceae; Suessiales; Symbiodiniaceae.